CUUGAUAUACAGUACAGAAGAUAUAGAGAGAGAGAAAGAAACAGAGCAAAUACAUACAUACAUACAGCCAACAGCAUACAUUUAGAGAGAGAAACGGAACAUAUUAAUCUCUUCUUCAGAUCUGCCUUGUCAUACUUGCAGAAUUUUAAAAAUCGAGAAGAUUGAACGGUGCUACUCAGCAUUGAUUAUUAACUGAAUCGACACGGUGCCCAGUUCAAUUUUCUUCCGUAUUUGAACAUUUCUCUCUGUUCUUAGCUUUUUUAACUUGAAAUUCAAGGUGGAUUUUUGUAAUUUGGGUGUUUUAGUGGGUUUUGAGUGUAAUGUUGGUUUUCCGGUGGUUUUAGCCGGAGCUCCGGUGAGUUCAGAAUCGAGCUCCGGCGAUUCUUGUUUAGAUUGAGGAAAAUAUAAUGUGGGAUUGAGGUAAAAUAGUGAAAAAUGUUCAAGUCGGCCCGAUGGAGGAGCGAGAAGAACAAAGUCAAAGUUGUAUUCAGAUUGCAGUUUCAUGCAACUCAGCUGUCACAGGUAGGAGGGGAUGCAUUGAUGAUAUCUGUGGUUCCUGCUGAUGUUGGAAAGCCGAGUGUAAAAUCGGAGAAGGCAAUAGUUCGAGAUGGUGUUUGUUUAUGGGAUAAUCCAGUAUAUGAAACCGUGAAGCUCAAUCAAGAGCCAAAAUCGGGGAAGAUUCAUGAGAAAAUAUACUACUUUGUUGUGGGGACGGGGACCUCUAAAGCUGGAUGUGUUGGAGAAGCUAUGGUUGAUUUUUCAAUUUAUGCUGAGGUAACUAAGGUCAAUGUGUCUCUGCCCCUCAAGAAUUCAAAAUCAGAGGCUAAGUUGCAUAUUUCAAUUCAAAGGGUACAGGACUCUGUUGAUCAAAGAGAGGUUGAAGAAAGUGAGGAUACAAAAUUGAAUUCACAAGAUAGGAGCUUGAGGGCACAGUUAAGCAAUGGCGACAUGGAGGGGACUGUUAGAAACCAUUCUAUUGAAGAUGUACCUUUGAAUGAGACUGUUCCCCACAUGAAUGGCAACCGUGGAGCAUCUAGUGGAUCUGAUAUUACCAUGUCUAGUUCUGAGAGCAGCUCGGGACUUGAGACACCUUGGGAACCCCUGAUGAAGAACUCCCAUCACGAGCCUAGCAGAUACCCAUUGUCUCUGAAUCAUUACUCGGGGGCUCGUCAGCCAAAAACUGAUGCACUUAAAGCAAUGUAUGACGAGCAUCAAACGACACAGUGGGAAUGUCUUGGGAGUUCUGCCUUUGAACUAAGUACUGAUGGUACUUCAAGCACUCCGACAGAAACCAUUCUUCGGGAACACUCCCAAGAGGCUUCAGCUAUUUUGAUUGAGAAACUCAAAUCCGAGCUUGCUGCUUUAUCCAGGCAGGUAGAGAUAUCAGAACUAGAACUGCAGACUCUUCGGAAGCAGAUUGUGAAAGAGAACAAAAGGGUGCACGAUCUCUCGAGAGAAAUUACUUCCUUGAAAGAAGAGAGAGAUGUUCUCAAGGGAGAAUGUGAAAAACUUAAAGCCCUCCCGAGAAGUUUAGAUGAAGCAAAAAAUAAAACCAAUUUGCCCUUUGAGGGAGUGGAUCCUCUGGCACUUGCUGAAGAACUCAGACAAGAACUAAAUUAUGCAAAAGACCUUAAUGCCAAUCUUCAGAUUCAACUUCAGAAGACGCAAGAAUCGAACUCGGAACUAAUUCUUGCUGUGCGAGACCUAGAUGAGAUGUUGGAACAGAAAAAUCAGGAAAUAUUAGCUCUUUCCAGCAUAUCAGGGGCAAUUGACACAGAUGAAAAGUUGCGGAAAGUUAACUCCAACUGUCAAACCGAUGACGAUGACGAUGAUGAACAAAAAGCAUUGGAGGAGCUCGUGAGGGAACAUAAUGAUGCCAAGGAAGCAUACCUUCUUGAACAACAGAUCAUUGACCUCCAUAGUGAAAUAGAGAUAUAUAAGAGAGACAAAGAUGAACUUGAGAUGCAAAUGGAGCAGCUUGCCCUCGAUUAUGAGAUCAUGAAGCAGGAAAAUCACGACAUGUCAUACAAACUGGAGCAAAGCCAGCUACAGGAACAACUAAAGAUCCAGUAUGAAUGCUCGUCCACAUAUGCCUCUGCAUGUGAACUUGAAGCCCACAUGGAAAGUCUGGAGAAUGAACUGAAGAAGAGAUCAGAGGAAUUCUCAGAUUCAUUGGUCACAAUAAGUGAACUUGAAGCGCAUAUUGAAAGCCUGGAGAAUGAACUGACAAAGCAAUCAAAAGCAUUUUCAGAUUCAUUGGUCACAAUAAGUGAACUUGAGGCCAAUACUGGAAACCUUGAGAAUGAACUGAAGAAGCGAUCAAAAGAAUUUUCAGAUUCAUUAGAAACCAUAAGAGAACUUGAAGCUCAUUCCAAAAGUUUAGAGGCAGAACUCGAAACGCGGUUGGCAGCAUUCGAUGCUGAUCUGGAAGCCCUUGCACUUUCCAAAGUUGAGCAGGAGCAGAGAGCAAUACGAGCAGAAGAAACAUUGAGAAAGACACGGUGGCAAAAUGCUAAUACAGCAGAGCGGCUUCAGGAGGAAUUUAGAAGGCUUUCUGUUCAGAUGGCUUCUACUUUCGAAGCAAAUGAGAAAUUAGCCAAUAAAGCACUGGCUGAAGCAAAUGAGCUCCGUAUACGGAAAAGCUGCCUGGAAGAAAUGCUCCAAGAAACUUCUGAGAAACACGAGUCUGUUAAGGAACAGUAUGAAGCUACAUUGCAACAACUUUCCAACCAAGUGACAUCGAUGAUUGAUCAAAUAAAAAAGAUGGAGUUAGAAAUUGAAGACAAGACGAUGCAGCUUGAAAAUCAGAAAAAGCAUGCUGAAGAAACUCAAUGGCUACUGUCAGAGGAAAUUCAAAUGCUUAAAACUGAGAUUGAAACAUAUGUAAAAGAGCAUAAAAUCCUCUUAGAGGAGGCAGGAUGUAAGGAAAUUUUGACAGAAGAGCUGGAACAAAUGAGAAAAUCAGUGAAGGAAUUGGAAUUGCUUUUGGAGGACGGGAACAGCGAAAGAAUUGAACUGGAGAACAAGGUUGCUUCUGUAAAGAAGGAAGCUGAGGAGGUGCAGAAGCAAUUAAAUGAAAUGAGAUGUCAAGCCAAUGAGAAGGAAACGAUAGUUGGGAAUCUGCUGUCGGAGAUCAACACCCUUAGAGCUCAGUACAAAGAGUUGACGUGUUGUCAAUUGGAGGAUGAGUUGGAGAAAGAGAAAUUAAGGAAGCAAAUGCUUCAAUUAAAAAGUGAUCUUAAGAAGAAGGAAGAUGCAUUAAGUAGCAUGGAGAAAAAGAUAAAGGAUAGCAACGGACGAGCAACAACUUUGGAUGGAACAAAAGUAACUUCUAAAGCUAACAAAUCUAUGUCUCCUCUUCGUGGCUCCAAAGAGGUCGCCAAUCUGAAGGAGAAAAUAAAGUUGCUUGAGGGCCAGAUCAGGUUAAAGGAGACUGCUCUAGAGAGGUCGACUAAUUCAUUUUUAGAGAAGGAAAACGAUCUUCAUGACAAAAUUGAAGAGUUACAAGGAAGACUGGAGGUUCUAAACCAGAGUAGUAUCAAUUUUUGUGAAAACGAAAUCCAAAAGGUAGCUGAAGAAGUGAUUAACGCUGAUGGUGGUUCCAGCAUGAUGACCAAUUUAUCCAGUAUAAACAGUUCUUUGACAAUAUCUGAAAAGAGUGAUGACCAUACUAUCUCAGAUGAACUGAAAGCCCCUUCCAGUAAUAGUCGAGACCUUGAGGAAUCAUUGAGUUUAAUUUCUGUACUGAAAGAGAAGAACAUAUCAAUGGAAGGUGAACUGAAGGAAAUGCAGGAGAGAUAUUCAGAAAUAAGUCUCAAAUUUGCAGAGGUCGAGGGCGAACGACAACAGCUUGUCAUGACAUUACGCAAUCUUAAGAAUGCAAAGAAGAGCUCAUAGACACUCCAGUAUAUAGUUAAAUUAACCUGGGAAUUGUGCAACUUUAAAUUUACAUUUGACAGUUUCUUCAAAGUGUUUAAAAAAAAAAAAAAAAAAAAAAAUUGAAAAUUUGUGAAAAAAAAUUCCUCUUCUUAGCAUAUAUUACUUGUUUUCUUUAUUGAAUGUAAUCCAAAAUUACGAUAUAGUUUCAUCGUGUAGGUACAUCGUAUGCAUUGGUAUUGAUUCAUUUUUCCUGAAAAAUAGUACUUGUAAUGUAGUGAUCAAAAUGAGUGAUGAAGUUUUGAUUAUAGAAAUAUAUAAUGCGUUCAACAUU
This is a messenger RNA of Olea europaea var. sylvestris, 4210 nucleotides long. Its product is annotated as golgin subfamily A member 4-like. Lineage: Eukaryota; Viridiplantae; Streptophyta; Magnoliopsida; Lamiales; Oleaceae. The transcript is spliced from 9 exons. The record is from RefSeq and is a predicted model, not a curated record. Bases 436 to 3897 code for a protein of 1153 amino acids.